Lucilia cuprina (Australian sheep blowfly) is the source of this 1844-nucleotide messenger RNA. It is a transcript of the gene E23, whose product is annotated as ABC transporter G family member 21. The coding region runs from base 1 to 1314 and encodes 437 amino acids. Gene Ontology annotation, cellular component: plasma membrane. The record is from RefSeq and is a predicted model, not a curated record. The transcript has 5 exons. NCBI's taxonomy places the organism in Eukaryota, Metazoa, Arthropoda, Insecta, Diptera, Calliphoridae. Gene Ontology annotation, molecular function: ABC-type transporter activity.
AUGGACGGUGAGGCACAAUGCGUCUUUUCUAUUUUAAUCAGAAAUAUUCUUUACACAAACCUAAUCUUUAUUUUAUUUUUAGUCGAACAAUUGAAAUCUAACCCCGAUAUCCGCGAAAAAUUAUUUGUGGCCGCAAAAGAAUCUCACGGCAACUUUCUAAAUAGAAAUUGUAUUAUACAAAGUGGUUUCAUAAAUGUUCACGUGAAUACAAAUCCAAAGAAUCAUCAUUCAAUUGCUCCCAUUGAUGUCAACAACAAACAUUCGUCACAACAUGAUGCUCUGAUCACCGAUAUACUCAGUAAUUAUUACAAAGACGAUCAUCAUGAUAUUCAACACCAGCAUCAUCAUGAAGACCUUAAUGGUGUCGAGGAGGCAACUCAACAACUAUGGAAUGGCGGCGACUCGCAAUCUAACUUUAGCUCUGCAUCAAGCUAUUGCCGCAAUAUAGAUUGGCUUGACUAUCCCACAAGAUUUUACACACAAUUUCAUGUGCUGUCAAGUCGAAAUUUUAAAGAAGCUAAAUCUCGUAUGUUAUCCAAACUGAAUUGGUUUCAAACCGUAGGCUUGGCACUGAUGGCCGGUGCAAUAUGGUUUGAUAUUCCUCGUACCGAAGAGUAUUUGCACGAUCUACAGGGUUGGAUGUUUUUUUCUCAAACCUACUGGAUGUUGUUUGCAUUGUUUGGCGCUCUUAAUUCGUUUCCAUCCGAACGUGAAGUGAUUAAUAAGGAAAGACGUUCAGGGUCGUAUAGAUUGUCAGCUUAUUAUCUGGCAAAAAUGUUUGGAGAAUUACCGUUAGUUAUAACAUUGCCAACCGUUUAUCUCAUGAUAUCGUAUCCGAUGUUGGGCUGUGUUAGUUUUAAAUUAUUUUUCUUAAUGUUAAUAUUUUUACUGUUGAAUACAAUGGUGGCUCAAAGUGUGGGAUUUUUCAUUGGCGCCUGUUGCAUGGAUAUGAAUGUUAGUAUAACGCUGAGUGCACUUUAUACACUUGCCACACAAUUGUUUGGAGGUUAUUUAUCCACACGUAUUCCCGACUUUUUAAGCUGGAUACGUUACACCUCCAUGAUACACUACGCAUAUCAGAAUAUGCAAAUAUUGGAAUUUAGUGAAGGUCCACCAAUAGAAUGCAGCCAACCGAGUAGUUAUGAAGUCUGCAAGAGCAAUAACACAAAGUACAUUCCCUAUGAGGAAAUUCUCAAAGCCCAGAAUUCAUCCUCUCCGCUUUGGUUGAACACUCUAGUAUUAAUGAUGUUCUUUCUGGUAUUUAGAUGUUUCGGUUAUGCGGUUCUCCGAUAUAUACGCUGCCCCAAGACGUGAUAAUAACAUUAGAUUAAUUGAUAGUUUAACUGUAUUAAUGCAACAAGCCACAAAUUACAUCUUGUUGCCACAAAUUACAUUAUGUGUGUGACAGUAACGUAGUCAUAAUAAUUAUUACCAUUUAGAAUAUAAUUAUACACAAUCACAUUAUUUAUGCAAAUAUUCGUACAAAAAGAGUGAAUCCUAAAAAUAAUGUAGUAUCAUAAGAAAUUCAUGCUAAAAACUACAAAUAAAAAAUUUAAUUUUAAGUAAACUUUUCAAUUUUUUAAAGUGUUAAUCUAUAAAGCAAAAAAAAAAAAACGAUGAGCAACAAUUUUCUUAAUAAUUUUUAAUGCUAUUUGAAAUUAAUAAAUAUGUAUUAUCUAUAAUGUUUCCUCUACCAUAAGUGAGUGUUAUUAUUAUUUUAAUGUAUAUAUUUUAAAUGUCAUUAUUAAUUAUUUUUCAAAUUCAUAUGUAUGUAGGUAUUUUAUUUGUUUUUAAUUAUUUGUACCAACAUUUAAAUAUAAGCACCAUACAUGCCUAAAUGUUUA